AUGAGGUUUGCACUGUUUUCUAUUCUUUGUCUGGGAUUUGCCUAUUAUACAGAUGCCUAUUUAUUCGACCCAAAAGCAGUUGACGCGUUGUUACGCGAGAUUCGAGCAAGGUUACAAGCAAAAGGUGACGACGAUCCUCAUGUUAAGAAGGUGGAGCAGGAAGCAGAAGAAAUCAAGAAAGAAGAACUGCUCCAAGCAGAUGCAGAGGUGGAAGGCUCCGGAGAGGAUGUAGAAGGAUCUGGAGAAGUGAUGAGCAAUGUGACAGGGGUUCCGAUUUUGGACGAGAAGGAGAAUGUCAAGGAGAAAGAGAAGGAAGGGUUCCCAAGACCAGAACCAAUUUUUGACAAGUAUGGUAAUUUGAAAAGUAAGGAUCAGUUGGAGACACUGACAUUUGCCAAUUUCAAGAAACGAGCUCCAGCAACUUUGCAAGACCACUACAACCUCAACCCAAAAGGAACCCUACAAAUGCUCCAAGGCCUCGAUAUUCACGGAGCAUCUGGCGGAUACCACCGAGCACUUUCUGGCGGCUAUCUCCCACCAUCCACCUACGACCCAUACAAUGUCAACUGGCAUAGCUAUGGAGAUGAGGGAGUCAAGAUGAAGGAUAAGGCGAUCUCAGUAUUCAGACGGGUUAUUGCACCGGUUUUGUGA
Caenorhabditis briggsae is the source of this 651-nucleotide messenger RNA. It is a transcript of the gene Cbr-dao-4, whose product is annotated as Protein CBR-DAO-4. The record is from RefSeq and is a predicted model, not a curated record. The coding region runs from base 1 to 651 and encodes 216 amino acids. Lineage: Eukaryota; Metazoa; Nematoda; Chromadorea; Rhabditida; Rhabditidae. The transcript is spliced from 2 exons.